Messenger RNA from Dentiscutata erythropus, 1187 nucleotides. The record is from the annotation of a GenBank genome assembly. NCBI's taxonomy places the organism in Eukaryota, Fungi, Glomeromycota, Glomeromycetes, Diversisporales, Gigasporaceae.
AUGCCAUUGCGCGCGAGAGGUAUAACCCAUAUUAAUUCAGAUUGGCCGAACAUUGCAUGUACUCUUUUUCGAUAUAUUCGGCAGAAUUUAAAAAGAUCUAUAAUCGUUCCGUAUUUUACCGCAAUGUUCACAUUUACGUUCUUUCGAGCCUAUAGUCGAAAUUUGACUUUUUCAAGCUAUCAAGUAACUCAAAUUCGAACUGCGAUGGUAAGUCAAGUUAUUAACGAAAUCGCCUCUUAUAUGCUUCAAAGGCGUUUAACAUUUAAAAGCCUCGGGUGCAUUGUACCUUCAUUUGACAGAGCAGAUGCGGGGCAAGGUGCUCAGUACGUUGGAAUGGGUAAAGAUCUUUAUUCGGAUUAUCCUUCGGCACGUCAAGUAUUUGAAGAAGCUGAUGACGCGUUAGGAUCAAAUUUGACAAAAUUAAUGUUUGAAGGGCAUCAAAAAGAUCUGACUCAAACACAAAAUGCACAACCUGCAAUAUUGACGAUGUCUGUAGCCACUCUUCGAGUCUUAGAGAGUGAAUAUGGUUUUGAUGUCUCGUCUGCUUGUACAUACGCACUUGGACAUUCUUUAGGAGAAUAUACGGCUUUGGUUGCUACUCAGUCAUUAUCACUACGUGAUGCUGUUAAACUUGUUAGACUUCGUGGAGAAGCCAUGGCAAAUACGGUUUCUCAAUUGGGAGUAAAAACAGCCAUGUCUGCUUUGAUUGUUCGAGAAAAAAAUUUAGACAACCUUAAAACUUCAAUAGAUGAAAUUUGCUCAACUUUGCCAGAGGGUGAAUUGGUAGAACUCGCCAACAUCAAUAGUUCUUUUCAGGCAGUCAUUAGUGGAACAGGCAAAGCUGUAGAUUAUGCAUCACGUGUUUUACAAUCACAGCAUCUUGCUGCACGUGCUUUGGACCUUCCUGUGUCGUUAAUGCAACCAGCUGCAAAUAUGAUGCAAAAAGCGAUGGGCGAUAUCAAAUUCAAGAAGCCGAUUGUUGAUGUUAUAUCAAAUGUUACUGCAAAUCCGAUACAAUCAGUAUCUGAGAUACCUUCUCUGUUAGUUCGACAAGUAACUGGCACUGUUCAAUGGCAUAAGAGUAUAAGAUAUUGUAAGGAAAAUGGAAUUAAUAAUUUCAUAUUAUUUGGACCCGCGAGAGUAUUAGCUAAUUUGCUGAAAAAAGAUUAUCCUUUAGAUUACGUGAG